Messenger RNA from Amblyraja radiata (thorny skate), 5513 nucleotides. RefSeq names its product methylenetetrahydrofolate dehydrogenase (NADP+ dependent) 1 like (gene mthfd1l). Gene Ontology annotation, molecular function: formate-tetrahydrofolate ligase activity; ATP binding; methylenetetrahydrofolate dehydrogenase (NADP+) activity. NCBI's taxonomy places the organism in Eukaryota, Metazoa, Chordata, Chondrichthyes, Rajiformes, Rajidae. The record is from RefSeq and is a predicted model, not a curated record. Gene Ontology annotation, biological process: tetrahydrofolate interconversion. Bases 616 to 3486 code for a protein of 956 amino acids. The transcript is spliced from 28 exons. Gene Ontology annotation, cellular component: cytosol.
GGGAGCGGCCUCCGCCGCAGCGUCGUCUGGUUUUGGGGUUACAGCCGUUGGGUUACAGCCAUUCCCGCCCGGCGACGGGAGAACAGAGAACUGGCCGUUUCCAAAGUGGAAACGUUGAUUUUUUGUUGUUGAUUUUUUCUUAGGGGGGAAAAAGGGGGGUGCAGUCGCACCCAACGCACACCCCCUUCGGACGGCCAUGAGUGUAGAUGGGAACUGCAGAUGCAGGUUUAAACCGAAGAUAGACACAAAACGCUGAUAAGACCUGAAACGUCACCUAUUCCCUUUCUCCAGAGAUGCUGUCAGACCCGCUGACUUACUCCAGCAUUUUUUUUAUUUGUCGGUGUUCUGCAUCUGCAGUUCCUUCGUUCCAACACAUCCUGUUUGACCCGCUGAGUUAUUCCAGCAUUUUGUGUCCACAGAUGGGACAUGUUGGCAAGUUGGGCCGAAGGGCCUGUUUCCACGCUGUAAGAGACAGUUAGAGAAAUUAAUAUUCAUACAGAGGACGUGUAUGGCACAGGGGGGAGGCUCUGGGGCGUUGUGUUUUUAAGAGGGUGGAGUUAAAGGCUGGAUUUUGGGCUCUAGCUCCGCCACACUUUCUGUUUCACCGUUCGGGCCAUGUGGACGCUGCUAGCGAGGAGCCGCGGCGGCUGCUGCUGCUACAGCCGACAGCUGCUGCCCGGGACACGGGCCUACACUCAGCGCCUGCCGGCCAUCGGCACCAAGGAUGGAGCCGCACAGCUGCCGGCAGCCGCCCGACAGCUCCCGGGCACCGGCGCGAUGGGGAGCAUCAGGCGGAUAAUUCAGAAGUGUAAAGCAGAGUUGGUAGCCUUGAAGAAAUGUGAACCUGGUUUUCACCCAAGUCUGGCCAUUGUACAGGCUGGAGACGGUGACAUGGUGGAGGUGAAGAAGAUGGCCGAAGAGGUCGGGUUGCAUGUUGUUCAGGUCCAUUUGCCCGAAGAAACGGCGGCAAAGGAGAUUGUAAACGAGAUUAUGAAGUUAAACGAAGAUCCAAAAAUUCAUGGUUUGGUUCUUCCCCUCAGCCUUGUGAGCGAUGAUGCCGUGAAUGUGGUGAAUCCUGAAAAGGACGUGGAUGGGAUCACAGAUGUUAAUUUGGGGCGAUUGGUCCGUGGGAAUUUGAGCGCGUGCUUCGUCCCGCCAGCUGCAAGUGCAGUGAUGGAAUUUCUGGACCAAGCAGAUCUGCUCACGCUUGGAAAGAAGGUUUUGAUUAUAGGGGAGGGUGGAUCACGGGAGGCAGCCCUGCAGAUACUCGUGCAGAGGGAGGGGAUGGUGGCUGUGAGCUGCCUGUGGCAGAGCUCCAACAUCGUGGAACUGGUGAAUCAGACUGAUGUGGUGGUGGUGACCAGUCCCGCUCCAGACGGCCGUAAAGAUGACUGGCUGAGAGCUGACUCAACCAUAAUCGCCUAUGACUUGCCAGCCUUUAGCUCGAGGUCUGGCUGCCAAGAUUUCCAGCACAAAGAUCCUGGACCAUCGCACGAUGAAAUUGGACUCCUGACAGUAGCUAUGCAGAUCAAGAACACAGUGGAAAGCAGUACCCGGUGGUUGAAACAGCAACAGCACAAGAGAUGGAAUAUUCAACUCCUCAGGUUACACACCAUCUCACCUGUCCCCAGUGACAUCGAGAUCUCCAGUGCACAGACUCCAAAACCGAUCAGCCUCCUCGCCAAAGAAAUUGGGCUACAUCCAACUGAAAUAGAAUCCUAUGGAAGGAACAAAGCAAAAGUCAAACUGUCUCUCUUGGACAGAUUGAAGAACCAAGAAGAAGGAAAAUAUGUACUGGUUGCUGGAAUUACACCGACUCCUCUGGGAGAGGGAAAGAGUACAGUGACUAUUGGAUUGGUUCAAGCACUGGGUGCUCAUCUGGGCAUUAAUGCAUUUGCUUGUGUGAGGCAGCCAUCACAGGGGCCAACAUUUGGUGUUAAAGGUGGAGCUGCAGGAGGUGGAUAUUCUCAGGUCAUCCCCAUGGAGGAGUUCAACCUUCACUUAACUGGGGACAUUCAUGCCAUUACAGCAGCCAAUAACUUGUUGGCUGCAGCUAUUGAUGCCAGGAUGUUGCAUGAAGCUGCUCAAUCAGACCAGGCACUCUAUAAUCGUUUGAUGCCUAUUGUGAAUGGAGAGCGACACUUCUCUGCCAUCCAGCUUGCACGACUAGCACGGCUGGGGAUCGAGGCGAAGGAACCCCACUCACUGACACCAGCGGAGAUCAGCAAGUUUGUCCGCUUGGAUAUUGAUCCAUCUACAAUUACCUGGCAACGAGUGGUCGAUACAAAUGAUCGUUUCUUGCGUAAAAUAACGAUUGGGCAAUCUAACACAGAGAAAGGAUUUAUGAGAGAGGCUCAGUUCGAUAUUGCUGUUGCCAGCGAGAUCAUGGCGAUCCUCGCCCUAACGGACAGUCUGGCCGACAUGAAGAAGCGACUCGGAAAGAUAGUGGUGGCCAAUGACCGGAAAGAACAACCAGUUACAGCUGAAGAUCUGGGAGUUAGUGGUGCGCUGGCGGUGCUGAUGAAAGAUGCAAUCAAGCCAACAUUGAUGCAAACACUAGAGGGAACCCCUGUGUUCGUGCACGCGGGACCUUUCGCAAACAUUGCGCACGGCAGUUCUUCGGUUUUGGCUGACAAGUUGGCACUGAAGUUGGUUGGCCACGAGGGGUUUGUGGUGACUGAGGCUGGCUUUGGUGCGGACAUUGGGAUGGAGAAGUUCUUCAACAUCAAGUGCAGGGCCUCGGGGCUCCAGCCUGACGUGGUGGUGCUUGUGGCAACAAUCCGAGCCCUGAAGAUGCACGGUGGCGGUCCCAGUGUUUCUGCGGGCAAGCCCCUAGCGAAAGAGUACACCAAGGAGAACCUGCCGCUGGUCGCUGACGGGUGCUGUAACCUGCAGAAACAGAUCCAAAUCGCUCAGCUCUUCGGCAUUCCGGUCGUGGUCGCCCUCAACGUUUUCAAGACUGACAGCAAGGCGGAGAUUGAGCUUGUCUGCGACAUUGCAAAGAGUUCCGGUGCAUAUGAUGCAGUCCGUUGUGACCACUGGGCAGCCGGGGGCAGGGGAGCCGUGCAGCUGGCGCAGGCUGUCAGCAAGGCUGCCGACCAGAAGAGUAGCUUCUGCUACCUCUACGACCUACAGAUGCCCAUUGUGGAAAAGAUACGCACAAUAGCCAAGGAGGUGUAUGGGGCUGAUGAUAUAGAGCUAUCUCCUCGAGCUCAGUCCAAGGUGGAUCUCUACACCAGCCAAGGCUUCGGAGAACUGCCAAUCUGCAUGGCAAAGACCCAUCUGUCUCUGUCGCAUCAGUCUGAGCGAAAGGGAGUUCCCACUGGCUUUACUCUGCCGAUCCAGGAUGUACGUGCUAGUAUUGGGGCUGGCUUUAUCUUCCCACUGGUUGGCACGAUGAGCACCAUGCCAGGACUACCCACUCGGCCUUGCUUCUAUGACAUCGACCUCGACUCAGAUACGGAGCAGGUGCGGGGAUUGUUCUGAAGGCAACUCUCAGACUGCAGAUUACUCAAAUAUCCUGUUUCUUGAUGAAUAAACAUCAGCUCCAUCUGCCUUUUAAUGAAGUUGUGGGAAGAUUACCAAGGCCUUGAUCAAGUUUUGUAUUAAGUUAAGCCCUAGUUUCCUGAUGCAAGCAUUCUGCACUGAUGAAUCUUAUCCAGUCUCUAUCAACAACAUUGAUGCAUAUUUAAUAACUUGAUAUUUGUGGUUGGAUAUGACGAUGCUGAAUAACUAAUUUAAAAUGUGUUAUAAGUCAGGUGUCAUUUUAUAUUUCAGUAUUCUGUAGUGACAUGGUUACCGUGCCCAAUGCCACACACUCACUCACACACACACACACACACACACACACACACACACACACACACACACACACACUCACACUCACACACACACACACUCACUCACACUCACGCACAAACACACACUCGCACUCGCACACACACACACGCACACACACACACUCUCUCACACACACACACACUCUCUCACACACACACGCUCUCACACACUCACACGCACACACACACUCACUCACACACUCGCACACAUACACUCUCUCUCACACACACACACUCACACACAUACACUCACUCACUCUCACUCACUCACACAUACACUCACUCACACACAUACACUCACUCACACACACACACUCACACACAUACACUCACUCACUCACACACAUACUCUCACUCACACACACAUACACUCACUCACACUCACACACACACACACAUACACUCACUCUCACUCACACACACACACACACACACUCACACACACUCACACACAUACACUCUCUCACACACACACACACAUUGCACAAGGAAACAUUACAUAGCUGUUCAGAGGCAAAGGGUUGUUGAAUCUAAAUUUGACAAUGUCUCUUAUGUUCAUCUUUAUGAACUAUCUAUCAGAAUCAAACAGAUGAAUGGCUUGCACCUUCCAGACCAAGAUGGGGCUAAAAUUAAGUACUUUAAAGUACUUUGUAAUUAAUUCUGAGCAUUUUGUGGAUUUUUGAAACCACCAAUUUAUUCCUUGACAUCACUUAAAAUGCCAAAUGAAAAUGAAUCCAUGUUUCCUUUCCAUGCACAAUACCACAUCCAACUGGGCUCUUGUUACGAGCCUAAAAUUGAUUUUGAGGAAAGUUUUGUUUUACUUUAUCACCCAUUAGGCUUGAAACUACUGAUAAUCAUCCCUUGGGUCCAUUUAAAAAAAAAGAUUAUAUCGAGCUCCACGAUUUAUUGCAGGUUUUUGUAAGCAAAUACUUGAACCGUUAACAACACAAAGUGCUGGAAUAACUCAGCGGGUCACGCAGCAUCCCUGGAGAACAUGGAUAGGUGACGUUUCGGUUCAGGACCUUUCUUCGUAAAAGAAGGAAGAAGGGUCCUGACCCGAAACAUCAGGACUGUGCGUUCUCCCGGGAUGCUGCCUGACCAACUGAGUCACUUCAGCACUUUGUCUUUGUUUUGUAAAUCAGUAUAUGCAGUUCCUUGUUUCUACAUCUUGAACAGUUAACAGUUAACCCUGAGCAUAACAUGCAAGGGUCAAGUCAGCUUGUUAUUAAUCUUUCCAUGUCUGCUUUCUCAAGUGAUCAUUGCUCUCUUGCUGAUAAAUAUCUGUGACCAAGGUCACAGUUCAGCACGGUCACAAGGUGACCAAGAUUUUGCCUUCACUAGACUUCUAACACCUGAAAUAAUGGGAAGUAUUGGCCGUGAAGUGAACAGUCUCAGCACCCAACCUUCCCCUGUCACAUUCCGCAUGCAGAGGCCUCUGCCGCUGUGGUAAUUGAAAGCAAGACGGGGCUAGGUGCAAGUCUGCAGAGGGUGGUCACGCAUUCACCGGUAAAUAAGGUGCCUCUUUAAGCUUGAGAUAGCAACAAAUUUGGAAGAUAUUAUUGGCGUGGUUGACAUGGACCUAAUGUUUGCUCAUUGCAUAUGUUUACACUUUUUGUUCUGUAGUCACUGUGUGUGACGCAACAAUAAAAAAUGAUGCAGCUUGUUUCAACUUGA